Molecule: messenger RNA, 2147 nt
Organism: Prionailurus viverrinus (fishing cat)
Lineage: Eukaryota; Metazoa; Chordata; Mammalia; Carnivora; Felidae
Gene: CHST14
Product: carbohydrate sulfotransferase 14
Exons: 1
Coding region: 242-1372 (376 amino acids)
Biological process (GO): dermatan sulfate proteoglycan metabolic process; carbohydrate biosynthetic process
Cellular component (GO): membrane
Molecular function (GO): sulfotransferase activity
Source: RefSeq, a predicted model, not a curated record
GCGGGACAUCCGGCCACGGUCCCUCGCCGCGCCCGCCUGCCGCUCGCCGCCCGCUCCCCCGCCGCAGCCCGGGAGCCGGCCACCCCUCUCGCGCGCCGGGGCCUCCCGCGGGCGCUCCCCUCCUGGGGGCCCUCCCCGCGCUGCGGGCCCAAGCCCUCGGCUCCCGCCCCCGGCCCGAGCCCGCCUCCCAGGCGGCCCUCGGAUCGGCCGGACCGGCGCAGGCCCCCACCCCGGGAGCACCAUGUUCCCCCGCCCGCUGACCCCGCUGGCGGCCCCAAAUGGCGCCGAAUCCCUGGGCCGGGCGCUGAGGCGGGCCCCACUGGGCAGGGCCCGGGCCGGGCUGGGGGGGCCGCCCCUGCUGCUGCCGUCCAUGCUGAUGUUCGCGGUGAUCGUGGCCUCCAGCGGGCUGCUGCUCAUGAUCGAGCGGGGCAUCCUGGCCGAGAUGAAGCCCCUUCCCCUGCACCCUCCCAAUCGCGAAGGCGCGGCCUGGCGCCGGGCCCUCCCCAGGCCUGGGGGGCUGUCCCUGGAGGCCGGGGACUCGGACUUGCAGGUGAGGCAGGACGUCCGGAACCGCACUUUGCGGGCAGUGUGCGGACAACCAGGCAUGCCCCGGGACCCUUGGGACUUGCCUGUGGGGCAGCGGCGCACCCUACUGCGCCACAUCCUCGUGAGUGACCGCUACCGCUUCCUCUACUGCUACGUCCCCAAGGUGGCCUGCUCUAACUGGAAGCGGGUGCUGAAGGUGCUGGCAGGCGUCCUGGACAGCGUGGAUGUCCGCCUCAAGAUGGACCACCGCAAUGACCUGGUGUUCCUGGCAGACCUGCGGCCUGAGGAGAUUCGCUACCGCCUGCAACACUACUUCAAGUUUCUGUUUGUGCGGGACCCCUUGGAACGCCUUCUCUCUGCCUACCGCAACAAGUUUGGCGAAAUCCGAGAGUACCAGCAGCGCUAUGGGGCGGAGAUCGUGAGGCGGUACAGGGCCGGAGCGGGACCCAGCCCUGCAGGGGACGACGUCACCUUCCCCGAGUUCCUAAGAUACCUGGUGGACGAGGACCCUGAGCGGAUGAAUGAGCAUUGGAUGCCCGUGUACCACCUGUGCCAGCCUUGUGCCGUGCACUACGACUUUGUAGGCUCCUAUGAGAGGCUGGAGGCUGAUGCCAACCAGGUGCUGGAGUGGGUGCGGGCACCACCCCAUGUCCGAUUCCCGGCUCGCCAGGCCUGGUACCGGCCAGCCAGCCCUGAGAGCCUGCACUACCACCUGUGCAGUGCCCCACGGGCCCUCCUGCAGGAUGUGCUUCCUAAGUAUAUCCUAGACUUCUCCCUCUUUGCCUACCCACUGCCUAAUGUCACCAGGGAGGCCUGUCACCAGUGACUCCGGGUAUGUUGGGGACUGGUUUUGACGGUGCCAGCUCCCUGCCAUUCAGAGAAACCCUAGCUCCGGGGACUUGAGGCUUCUCCAGAUGCCUGGAUGGCAAGGACUGCCUGCAGAAGUUCCUUGUCCACGGUGGGUGCCCACCGAGGCUCAGAGGACAGGGUUAGACAAGAGGCGUGGUGCUCUGCACUGAGGGAAUUUCUUAGGGGCCAUGCAACCCUGCUUGCCCUGGCAGGGCUAGACACCAGCUUGCCAAUGAGUAACAACAGAUCCUUCCAAAGAUUGGCUCCAGGCCCCGGGGUGCAGGAAUUGUGCCGUCCACUUGGUCCACCUUAACCUGUGGCCAAAACCUAGAGGUGACACCGAUCGGCAAAAUGACCAGAGCCAGGGGCCCUGUUGCUUUGAUCACCCAUUCACCCACUCCAUGCGCCUCAGGGCUGGGGUCGUCAGUCGUGCCUUUUAAAUGACUUUUGUGCCUUUCUGCUUCACUCACUUUCCUACACUUUCCAGGUUCUUUCCGUUUUUUCCAAGGAAAGGGAAACUGAGUCAGGGCCCUUGCCUGUCCCUGCACAAGUCCAAAGACCCCUGUGCCCAGCCUUUGAGGGGGGGCUCUGGGCACCUCCUGCCUUCUCCCAAGGUUGUAACUGUGGCUGGUGUAAUCUGGCUGCCACUUUUCUGACUCAUUUAUUUAAAAUUUGUACUUUUUGAUAGAACCCUUGUAAAGGCUUUGUUUUCCAAAUUGCUGAAUUUUUAAUAAAGCUGUUUUGUAUAUAAA